Messenger RNA from Empidonax traillii (willow flycatcher), 1421 nucleotides. RefSeq names its product apoptosis and caspase activation inhibitor (gene AVEN). Lineage: Eukaryota; Metazoa; Chordata; Aves; Passeriformes; Tyrannidae. Gene Ontology annotation, biological process: negative regulation of G2/M transition of mitotic cell cycle. The record is from RefSeq and is a predicted model, not a curated record. The coding region runs from base 16 to 1086 and encodes 356 amino acids. The transcript has 6 exons.
AGGCGCAGCCCGGCCAUGCAGGCGGAGCGGGGCGGCAGCCGGGCCCGCAGGGAAGGGGUCCGGCACGGCCGGCGGCGGCCCAGCGGCGCGGCCGAGGCAGCCGCUGAAGGAAGCGGCGGGGACUGCCACGGUCGCGGAGGAGGCGGGGGCCGGGGAAGAGGCGGCGCUUACGGACUCCGAGGAGGCGGGGGCCGGGGCAGGCGAGAGCCCCGAGGUCGCGGGGCAGCGCCGCCGCCCAGCGCUCCCCAGCACCGGCCGGUAGCGCAGGAUGAUGAUACCGAAUCCCGACAGGAAGAAGAGAAGGAAGAAGUGAAAUGCUAUUCAAGAAGAAAGUUAUUUUCUAACUGGAACCGCUAUGAGGAUACAGAAAAAGAGGGACAGAAUGAACAUGGGGAAUCACAGAGAGGAACGGACUUCAGUGUUUUGCUUAGCUCAGCAGGAGAUUCCUUUACACAGUUUCGAUUUGCUGAUGAGAAAGAAUGGGAUAAAGAAAGCACAUGCCAUAAGCAGUUCUCUGCACUUUCUGUUGACUGCCAGUCUUUGGUCCAGGCCCUUCAGGAAUUACCUCUACAUCUGAAGUUGAAUGUAGCUGCUGACCUUGUACAGGCAUCAACACCUGUAGAGCUCCCACAGAUGAAAUCUAAAAUUUCUGAAGCUGUCAAGAGGAGAGAUCAGCUGUUCCGACAAGCUCCAGCUCAAAGUGACACCGUGUUGGUCUCCCCUCCUGUUGGCAAUUCUGUUGCUUCAUCAGAGCCUGGAAGUAAAAGUGGUUCUAGGGAAAAUGCAAGAGAACCACUUCAGAAAAUCCAUCCACUAUCAAAGCAAGCGAAUGACCAUUUGGAUGAAGAACUGGAUCUUCUCCUGAAUCUAGAGGCUCCCAUGAAUACAGGAAACAGACCGGUGUCAGGUGCAUUACCCUGCAGCGUAUCAACUGAGAAAGAUUUGAAAAUGGAUUGUAAGGAAAAUGACACUUUGAAAGUAGAUAUGCCUGAAGAGAAGAGUACAUCAUCACAGCAACAGCAAAAUACAUCUAAAGAUGUUACUGAGGAAGAGCUUGAAGAUUGGCUGGACAGCAUGAUCUCCUGAAGCUCAAAUUUCCUCAUCUGAAUAAUUGAAUAUAGCAAACAUUACAUAAAAAAUUGAUUUUUUUUUUAUCCCUUUGUUAUUUCUUUUCUCUGUUUCACCUUGUUCAGUUUGCCAGUAUGCUGGCUCCUAAAAUUUUGUGCAGCAAAAAUUAGUUUAGAUGGGGUUGAAAAUUGUCAAAGACUAAUAAUACUAUUAGAAACAAAGGUCUAAAAUUUGUGAUGAAAUUGGAAUUGUCUUUAUUAAAGAAGCAGGCUAUAGCAGACUAAGAGAACAGUUAUUGGAGCUUGUACUUGCUCUGUGUAGUCCUUAAAAUAAAACUGUGAAUGAACAGUGAA